AUGGCAAACUCGACCACUCUCCAAUCGUGGCUGUGCCACUCGAACAACCGCAUGGACGACGACACGGUCUUGUUAGAUUACAAAGACCUCGUUCGCGUGCGACGAUCGGACCUGUGGCGCGUCUGCGAACACGACGGGUGGAUAAACGAUAUCGUCAUGAAUUUCUGUUUCGAGAGACACCGGGAACGAGCGAGAGACGAACAGUUUCGACAUUUAAAAGGAGAACUGAUCGAUCCAAACGUCGCGCAUUUCUUGCAACACGGAGAUAUUUUGGACGCGGCGCAACUGUUGAAGGAUUUAGAGCUGGAUGGGUCGAAAUUGUUUUGUUUACCAGUCAACGACGAGACCGAUUUGAGUUUACACGUUGGUGGGUGUCACUGGUCCUUGUUGGUGCACACGCCGGCGGUGACGGCGGAUAUUCCGGCGAGAUGGUCGCACAUCGACUCGAUGAGCCAUAAGAACAUUCCACACGCGGAGAAGAUGGCGAAACAGAUCGCGAAAGGGCUUUUGAUCAACGAAGGGAGAGGGUCGCAUUUUUUGUCCACCGCCGGCGACGGGGACGCCGGCAAGGAAAACAACAACUUUGAGGUGGAGUUGUUUUCGUUGGAAGAUACGCCGCAACAGAAAAACGGACACGAUUGCGGAAUAUUUGUGAUAGAAUUAGCGUGUAAGAUUGUAGAUUUUGGCGUAGAGUGGGAAAUCGACGAGGAUUUUGAUAUGCACGAUAUCGACGCGAGGGGGUGGAGGAAGGAAACGUAUCGAGAUAUCGAAUUUUUGAUCGUUGACGACGGCGAACAGUUCACCGCGUAG
Messenger RNA from Bathycoccus prasinos, 810 nucleotides. RefSeq lists its product with no specific name. The record is from RefSeq and is a predicted model, not a curated record. Gene Ontology annotation, biological process: proteolysis. Lineage: Eukaryota; Viridiplantae; Chlorophyta; Mamiellophyceae; Mamiellales; Bathycoccaceae. Gene Ontology annotation, molecular function: cysteine-type peptidase activity; deNEDDylase activity. Bases 1 to 810 code for a protein of 269 amino acids. The transcript has a single exon.